Messenger RNA from Dreissena polymorpha, 2741 nucleotides. Its product is annotated as peptidyl-prolyl cis-trans isomerase FKBP5-like. The transcript is spliced from 11 exons. Gene Ontology annotation, molecular function: peptidyl-prolyl cis-trans isomerase activity; protein binding. The coding region runs from base 130 to 1437 and encodes 435 amino acids. The record is from RefSeq and is a predicted model, not a curated record. Lineage: Eukaryota; Metazoa; Mollusca; Bivalvia; Myida; Dreissenidae.
GGAUUUUGUAAGAGGUGUUCCGAAAAACGAAAUCGAAAGUACUUUCGUUUUGGCGACGCCACUUAAAAUUUGUUGAUAUUUUAUUAAUUAGUUUUUUUAACGUCUAAGCGGUGCAGGUAGCACAACAAAAUGAACCCUUAUUAUGAGGACACUCGAGGUCGAGACAUGAAGGUAGGAGAUGUGAUGGACAUUACUCAGGAGGGUAAUGGAGGGGUUAUGAAGAAACUAGUGAAAGCAGGGCUCAAAGAUGAGAGUUUUCCAAGCUUUGGGGAUCGAGUGACGUUCACUUACGAUGCUUACAUUGGAACAGAGAUAAGCCAGGACAAAAAGUUUGAUUCUACAGCGGAUAAGGGGGAGAUGUUCAGUUAUGAAUCAUUAAAAGGAAAAAUUAUAAGGGGCCUUGAGAUGGGAGUGCUGACUAUGGAGAAAGGGGAACAUGCUAUAUUUACAAUUCAACCAGAAUACGCCUUUGGUGAGGCUGGGAUACCUGAUAAGGUGCCAGGAAAAGCAGUUGUCACAUUUGACACCAAAGUCAUUGAUAUUGAAUGUCCUGAUUUUUCAAAUGAGCAGGACAAAUCCAUCGUGAAGAAGGUUAUUAAGCAUGGUGUUGGAUUCAAUCAAGCCAACUUUGGAUGUAAGGUGACAAUUGACAUAAGGUGUGAAUGUAAUGGCCACGUCUAUUAUGACUGGAAAGAGAAGACAUUUCUACUUGGUGAGGGCACAGCAAAGGGAACAGAUGUACCUAAAGUUGUUGAGGAAUAUCUGGACACAUGGAAGCCAAAAGAGACGUCUCGUUUGAAGGUGAAAUCAAAGCAUGCAUAUGGGGAAGCGGGUUGGCCAGAACAAAACAUUCCCCCAAAUCAGGAUCUGGAUUUUGUUGUGACCAUGGGCGAUUUUGAGCGUGUACUUGAGUGGUGGGAAAGUACAUUUGAGCAAAAACUGAACAGAUGUGAUGAAUUCAGGACCAAAGGAAAUAAUUACUUUAAAAAAAAGGAGUAUGCUCUUGCAACUCGGUUUUAUGAGGAGCUGAUAGAACUUGCAGAAAAUGAGAUGUGCAUGACAGGAAAGGAUGAAGAAAGGCGUGUUAAGGUCCUCACAUGUGGGCAUCUUAAUCUAGCUCAGGUUUACUUAAAUCAACCAGAGUUGUGCAAAAGUGAUGAAGUGAUAAAAUGUUGUGAAGAAGCCCUGAAACUCGACCCAAAAAAUCUCAAAGCAUUCUACAGAAGAGGAAUGGCGAAGUUCGAGCGCAAUCCAGAAGAUGCUGAAAAAGACUUCAGAAGAGUGCUUAAACUGGAACCAAAUAACAAGGAUGCAGAGCAAAUGAUUAAGAAAUGUCAAGAAGGCAAAAAAGAUGCUAAAAGAAGUGAGAAAACGCUGUAUACACGAAUGGCUGGUGGUGUAAAAGCAAAUGGGGACAGUGACAAGCAAUCAAGAUAAUCUUUUUGUUAUAUGUGUUGGUCUUUAUUGGUGUUGUUUCCUAAGAACAUGAUUCUGAAAUAUUAGCUUUUGAGUCCAGUGAUCAAUGAAUAAUGUUGGCUUUGUAAAGGUUUCUUUUUUUUGUCUGAUCUGAUGUAUUAUAUUACAUUACAUUAAUACAUAUCACAGUAUGUUUUCUAAGAUGUAUGAAGUAUAAUAUUUAACCAUUAUUUACUUUUUCACAUUGAAGAUUUAUAUAUUAAAAUGAUUUGUUACUGAAUAUAUUGAAUAUAUAAUGGCAUACAUGUCUCCUCUUUCUAAACAAUAUCACUUCACUGUUUCUUAUGCCUUAGGAUCAUAACAAAGUUCCAUGAAUGCUUCAUUCUGAAAUGAAAGUUAACAUGUACCUGUAUAAAAAUUCUUUGUGAGGCAUUUUUGAGUUGUGUUAUUUUGAGUCUUUUUAAAUAGCCAUAAUUUAUUGCUUAUUUAUAAGUGGCAUUUUGAUGUUCUUUUUUAUGACCCCUUUCGAAGAAAAGGGGGCAUAUAGUGAUCGGACUGUCCGUCUUUCCAUCACACUUUGCGUUUAGGUUUCGAAAAAUGCUCAUAACUUCAAUGUCCCUUGAGAUAUAACCUUCAUACUAGUAUUUGGUAUGCAUGUGUAUAUGGACAAGGCCUUUCCAUACGCACAAAAAUUUUGACCCCUGUGACCUUGAUCUUGAACUUAGGGUUCGCGUUUAGGUUUCAAAAUCAGUGUUUAGGUUUCGAAAAAUGCUCAUAGUUUCUAUGUCCCUUGAGACAUAAACUUCAUAUUUGGUAUGCAUGUGUAUAUGGACAAGGCCUUUCCAUACGCACACAAAUUUUGACCCCUGUGACCUUGACCUUGAACUUAGGGUCCGUGUCUAAGUUUCGAAAUCUGCGUUUAGGUUUCGAAAAAUGCUCAUAAUUUCUAUGUCCCUUGAGAUAUAACCUUCAUAUUUGGUAUGCAUGUCUAUAUGGACAAGGCCUUUCCAUACACACACAAAUUUUGACCCCUGUGACCUUGACCUUGAACUUAGGGUCCGCGUUCAGGUUUCGAAAUCUACGUUUAGGUUUCGAAAAAAGCUCAUAACUUCUAUCAAGCGUUUAUAGGGGGCAUAAGUCAUCCUAUGGUGACAGCUCUUGUUUUAUGUGAUAUUAGACAUAACAAUAUUCACAAACUAGUAACAUUUGGGUAUCAUGUGUUUGUAUUCCUGGUUGCAUUCUUUCUAUAUAUGGGUACAAUGUUUUUAGAAUAUUGUUGUCGUCUAUUUCUUAUUGCCUUCAUUAUACAUUAAAUAUAAAAGCAG